CUAGUCCCCUCUUUAGAAUCACUUGAAAACAUGAGCUUUCCGCGUGCGGUCGUGGAAGCAGUUGGACGAACGUCGACGAAGUAAUAAUUAGGGAUCGGUUAACUGAAGUGAAGUCCUUUCUUUCUAACCAGUUAGUCGUUUCUUUCGUUCUGGUGAAAUAAAUAAAAAGCUUGGUGUACCUGCAGCAGCGCUGGAUUAUUCUGAUGUUACCACGCUUGGAUGCAUUCAUUUUUCUCCACAGUCACAGUGGUCAGCGGACUGAAUAAUCUACGACUUCAUCUCAUUCUUCGUUUUUUUUUACUUCAACAAAGAAGAAGUUAACUGCCACAUAAACAGACUUCGCCGAACUAACUUAGAGGAGACUUGGACCACCAACUCAAUCAGUCCACAUAGCUCUGUUCAUUUUAUGAUACGUAGCAGACUUCUAUCACAGCGUUCAGGCAGAGAAAAGAUUUCAUGCCCUUUCUAAACACAAACUGAAAAGAAUCUUUGAGUCUUUUAGUUCCUUUUCAUUUCAUUUCAUUUCAUUUUUUAUUCGUGGAUCCUUCUCAAGUGACAAGAAACAUGAUGCCAAUAGAGCAAGUCGAGUUGGACAAGUGAAAGAUUCAUCCCAAACAUCGAGAAAAACUUGACUAACUUUUUUUUCUGGACAAGGACUAUUGACUGCGUACUGUAUUCCAGUGUUGGGAUUCUGUGCCUCAUUCAGUACACGGCACCUCCUCCGCCUUGGAGCACUUUCUGAAUACUGGACAAUUUCAAGACGUUAUACGUUGUUUUCAGCCCGGCUGCAGCCCAUCCAGGUAAAGAUCUAAAAAGUGUUGUGUGUCUCAUCAGUGACAUCCACCACACGCCCCCUUCAUUGAUAUAACCACUGUGUCCUGACCACGGAUGAUCGUCGACGUCACCAGCCAUCAGGGUGGCAUCUGGACUUACAAACCUUCCGGAAGCGCUAGAACCAAGACUCAAGUUCCUCCCACACAGACAGACUGAAGUCUUGUCCGUUGUCGCUGACGUCAUCACCAUAAAGGUGAAGCCUGACUCCUAAUCGGCCCACCGUAUGAUUGUGGCACUCCCGCCCCCAACCUGCACAAGAACACAGCAACUAUAUCACGUACAGUCGCAUCUUCACAACAGCAGCAUCAGCCACAACAGCAUCGGUAGGGAAAGCGUUUACAACAAUAAAAGCAGCAGCAGUAAUAGCAGCAACAGCAGCAACAGCAGCAACAACAGCAACAGCAGCAACAGCAGCAACAGCAGCAACAGCAGCAACAGCACCAACAACAGCAACAGCCGCUGUAGCGAGAUCUUCAGGCCAGACAACAACCAGUACCAGAGGCCGCUAUUGAUGCAUGUGAGCGCCAUGUUCCCCAACGUGCUAACCCCUUCCUCCAUCUACCAGAGCAUGCUCCGCUCGCCGCUCGGCCUACCCACCACACACCCAGGUGGCGCCCUCAGCUCGAGUUCAGCCUCCUUCCUCGUGGAGAACCUGCUCCGUGAGCGAGCCGCUGGCAUGAUGGCGAGGCCACAGCACCACCCGGGCAUGACCUCAAUACCCGGACUCGGACUCGGCGUCGGGGUCGGGGUCGGACUCGGUCUCAGCGCUUUUGGGGCGGUUCCCACAAGCUGUGGACACAACAACACCGCUGCUGGGGGCGGCGGCGGUCAACCUGGACACAUCUCACCACACGAAUCCGACCACCCGUCCCCGCCCAUAAACCUGGACAGAAUUCACGAAAACGCCAAAGCGUCGAUGGUUGGCAUGGUGACAACGCAGGCUGUUCCAUCAGGCUCCCCUCCUCCCCCUGCAGCUAUCCGAGUCGUCUCCUCCUCCUCCUGCUCCUCCUCCUCCUCCUCCUCUGCCCCCCUCAACGGAACACCGACCAAUCCGGGGUUAUCAGUGGCUCCCAGUAGCGGACUUUCCAGCCCUCUCGGCGGCCCACAGGGGCCCUGCGGGGGAUCCCAGCAACCGUUUCUCAAAUUCGGAAUGAACGCCAUCCUGGGGAAAGAUUUGCACCGGCGUUCUCCCCCAACAGCAACAGUUGUUAAGGCUUUGCGGCCAACUAACUCGUACUUCGUUCCCGCUCUGAUCUCAUCAACUAUUAAGGUGUUGACCCCAGCCUCCAAAUCCGGACAUUCCAGACAAAAUCUGGGAGCUGAGUGA
Molecule: messenger RNA, 2161 nt
Organism: Aplysia californica (California sea hare)
Lineage: Eukaryota; Metazoa; Mollusca; Gastropoda; Aplysiida; Aplysiidae
Product: nuclear transcription factor Y subunit alpha
Exons: 3
Coding region: 1058-2161 (367 amino acids)
Source: RefSeq, a predicted model, not a curated record